AUGACAACAAAUUCAAAAUCAUUAAAUUUAUUACAAUCAUUAACAUGUGGAAUUUGUCAAAAUUUAUUUAAAGACCCAAAUACAUUGAUACCCUGUGGUCAUGCAUUUUGUUUAGAUUGUUUAACAACCAAUGCAUCAAUUAAAAAUUGUAUUCAAUGUAAAGUUGAAUAUACAACCUAUAUACCAAAUCAUCCAUUAAAACAAAUGAUUGAUUGUUUAGAUCAGAGUAGUAAUAAUAAUAAUAGUAAUAAUAAUAGUAAUGGUGAAAAUACAAAUAAUAAUAAUAAUAUAAUUAAUAAUGAAAGAAGUUCAUUUAAUGGUUCAAAUUCAAAUUCUAUAAUUGGAUUUAUAGAAGGAUUAAGUGAUAGUACUAGUAAUGGUCGUAGAUUUAGUCAACAAGAUGGAUUAAGAUACUCAAGUGGUUUAUUAGAUGGUAGUAAUAGUGGUGGUAGUAAUAAUAUUAGAUAUUGUAUGGAACAUUAUGAACAUUAUUAUGCAUUUUGUAAUGAUUGUCAAGCACCAGUUUGUCCAAGUUGUUUAUUGACAACACAUAAUCGACAUGGAAUGAUACCGUUAACUAAAGAUUCAAUCGCUACAAAGAUGAAAGAAUACAGAGACAUUGUUCAAUCAUUCAAAACAAAGAUGUCUCAAUACAAGGAUAACAUAACAUUAUAUCAAAAGGAGAUUGAACUAUUGGAUAGUACAUUCUUACAAUGCAAGCAAUCGAUUCAAUUGAUGAUAUCAAAUCUACACAAAGUAUUAAAAUCACGUGAAACCUAUCUAUUGAAAGAAAUUAGUAGCAUUCACUACGCCAGCCACAUGGAACUAACCGACCGUUCAAGCACAUUAGAGAAUGAAAUCAGUGAAAUGGAGAAACUAAUCGGUAAUGGUACUGACAAAUUUAAAGAUGCUACAGAGAUAUUAAAUAAUCAAAAUUUGAAAUUUGAAUUUCUUGAACAAUUUCAUCAUAGUCGUACUCAAAGUAAAAAGAACCAAAAUCAAGAUGGAUUGAAACCACUCUUUAAAACCGACCUUUUAUUCUACAAAGCAAACAACGAACGUGUAACCGAAAUGAUUAACGGCACCUUGGGUAACAUAUCACUAUUGACAUUCCCAUUGGACGAUAUUGGUGAAGUCAACAUUUGGGAUGAGCCAAAGGAGAAUAUUUGCAUUGAAAAAGUUAGAACCAACUCCAAUGGCAUUGAAGAGUUUGAAGUGAAAUAUGGAAGUUUAAAUAAAUUGAUUGAACGUCUUUGUCUACCCAAUUGCUACGAUGACAACUAUGUUAACAUUUUCCUUCUCACUUAUCAUAGUUUUUGUUCCUCUAAAAAACUUUUGAAAAAGUUAAUUGAACGUUUUACAAUUCCAGAGGAUUUAGAAGCUCAUGGUCUAACUCUAGCAAGUAUUCAUGAAAUUCAUAUGAAAAUUAGAAGCGUCCUUGUCAAAUGGAUUAAUGAAUAUUCACCAAAAUUCGAUCAAGAUACAAUUCAUUUAUUCCAAAAUUUCAAUUGUAGAAUGCAAUCUGAAUAUACAAGUAUUCAAGAAAUUGAAAAUUUAUUAUUAAAUUCAAAUGAAAAUUCACCUUCAAUAACUUCUUCACAAUCUUUAUCAUCACAAUCAUUAUAUUCACAAACUAAUAAUAAUAAUAAUAAUAAUAAUAAUAACUCUAAUAAUCUACAACCAACAAUUCAAACUAAUCAAACACUAUCAUCAAAUAUAAAUAAUAUAACAAUUUCAAAUUUAAAUAAUAGUAAUUUAACCAAUAAUGGUACAUGUAAAAUACAAAAUUCACCACCAAAAAAUUAUCAACAAUCAAAUUAUUCAUCAAUAUUUAAUGGUCCAUCAUCAUCAUCCUCUUCUUCACCAUCUUCACCAAUUUUAAGUUUAAAUUCAUUAGCAUUAAUUAAUGGUAAUGAUAAUUUAGUUUUUGAAUCACCAUUAAAUUCACCACGUAAUAAUAAUAAUAAUAAUAAUAAUAAUUCACCAAGAUCAUCAUCAUUUGGUGCUUCAUCAGCUUUAAAAUUUAAUAGUAAUAAUAAUAGUUUAAAUAUAAAUAGUAAUAUGGGUGGUCCAUAUUUUCCAUCACCAAGUUCACCAACCACCAAUAAUAUACCAAAUAUUAAUCAUUUUUCAAGUAGGAUUUUAUCAUCAUCAAAGAAUCUGGAAUUUAAUGAUAUUGAUGAAUUUGAAAUUGCCAAACAAUUGACUUUAAUAGAAUUUGAAAACUUUGGACGUAUAAAACCAAUCGAUCUAUUGACAUGUGUAGAUUUAAAACAUAAAACACCUCAUAUCACAAACAUUAUGGAAAGAUUCCAUAAUAUCUCCACUUGGGUUAGUACUACCAUUGUUAGAGGUGAAAAUUUGAAAAACAGAGUUAAAAUCGUGAAUAAAUUCAUAAAGAUAGCAGAACAUUUGAAAAAUUUAAAUAAUUUCAACUCACUAACUGCUAUAUUAGUGGCAAUUCAAAGAUCAACAGUAACUAAAAAAGAUUUGGUUAAACAAUCUGUAAAGAUUAUCACUGAUCUCGAGAAAUUAAUGUCCUCUGAUGACUCUUAUUCUACCUAUAGAACUCGUUUAGCUCAAUGUUCACCACCUUGUGUUCCAUACAUUAGUAUCUAUCUUCAAGAUAUUAUGGAUUUAGAGAAAAAGAAUCCUUCAAAUAUCAUUGUUCAAACCUCUUCAAAUAAAACUCAAGAAUUUAUUAAUUUCACUCGUCGUUCUUUAAUUAGUAAAGUAAUCUUAGAUUUAGCAAGUUAUCAACGUUUUGGUUAUUCAACAAUUUUACCAAUUUCAAAUAUUCAAGAAUAUUUAAAUGUACAUAUAGAUGAAUUAUAA
Molecule: messenger RNA, 2835 nt
Organism: Dictyostelium discoideum AX4
Lineage: Eukaryota; Evosea; Eumycetozoa; Dictyosteliales; Dictyosteliaceae
Gene: gefO
Product: Ras guanine nucleotide exchange factor
Exons: 1
Coding region: 1-2835 (944 amino acids)
Biological process (GO): small GTPase-mediated signal transduction
Molecular function (GO): zinc ion binding; guanyl-nucleotide exchange factor activity
Source: RefSeq, a predicted model, not a curated record